AUGACCGAAGAAAAGACAGCGACGGAGGAGCAGAGCAGCGCGCCUGCGCCCGAAGUUAGCACCGGGGAUGCCGAUCCUCCACCCGCGGCGGGGGCCGCCCAGGCCGCCGCGCCCUCCCCCGCUGCCGCACCGGCGGAGAGCGAGGCCGUCGGGGAGCAGGAUGCCGAUGGCAACCACCUGCUGGAGUACAAGUGGACUCUGUGGUUUGAUUCCCACCAGAAGGGGCAGUCGCAGACGACGUACGGGCAGACGCGGCGGCGCGUGUACACGUUCAGCACGGUGGAGGACUUCUGGCGGCUGUUCAACAACAUCAAGGCGCCCAGCGAGUUUUCGCCGAACACGGACUACUGCCUGUUCAAGGAGGGGAUAGAGCCGGAGUGGGAGGAUCCCCGCAACGACAAGGGGGGGUCCUGGACGAUCAACCCCAAGGACAUGGGCAGGCAGGCGUCGGACGUGGACGAGCUGUGGAUGCAGGCCGUGAUGGCGUGCGUCGGGGACCAGUUCCAGGAGGGGGAGGAGAUCUGCGGGCUGAUGGUGAGCGUGCGCAGCAGGGGGAACAGGAUGCAGCUGUGGACGCGGACGGCCAGCAACGAGGAGGCGCAGAUGAGCAUCGCCAGGCAGGUCAAGGAGUACCUGUCGAUCCCCAGCGACACGCAGAUUGCGUUCCAAUCGCACCAUGAUCAGAUGAAGGGUGACAGGAGGACGAAGGAGAAAUACACUGCGUGA
Molecule: messenger RNA, 726 nt
Organism: Ostreobium quekettii
Lineage: Eukaryota; Viridiplantae; Chlorophyta; Ulvophyceae; Bryopsidales; Ostreobiaceae
Source: the annotation of a GenBank genome assembly